AUGCAUUUAAAUGCAAUAUUUGAUUCUUUAAAUUCACCUUCAGUAUGGUUGAGAUUUUCCUGCCUCCAGCCCCCGGUGGCAAAUAUUGUGUUAAUUGGCUGGCUCCCCCUCUGUGGAUCCUGUAAUACAAUGCUUGCAUCGUAGUUCUCAUAGCUUUUUUGCUUUUGGUGUGCUUGUAUGCAUGGGGAAUGUCCGUAACUGGAAAAGGUUUAAGUUCCAGGACUACUUUUUCAGCAAGCCAUCCUGCAUUGGGUUUCUGGAUGUAGGGUCUUGGCUUUCUUCUUGCAGCAGUGGAGCUGAAUGGGUAGAAGGAGCAGUGAGCCCAUUACGCUGUCAGGUCUUGGUUUGUUCACUGCAAAACUUUUUUGUUUUGUUUUUCUUUUUGGGGUGUUUGCUUCACCACCUUGAUGCUGUUGCACCUUUUCUGCAUUACCUGGUGGUGUGGGUAGAGACAGCAAGCAGGAAGGAGUCCUUGGUGGCUGUUACAAAUGGUGGGAAGAGGAUUCCCAAAUCUCUGGGUUCUUACAUAGAGCUAUGAAUACAAGUGUUACAGCUGAUGAUGUUUACCAGAAGAAAAUCCAAGAGGAAAGAAAACUAUAAUGCCCUCCGUCACGAGAAAUAUUCAAUAAAAUUGUUAUCUGUCAAACAAUCCAAGAAACAAAAACUAGCACUGUGCAUCCGAGAAAAGAUGAAGAGGUUACUCCAAGGACCGAUCGAGAAGAUAUCUGCAAAUCAUGAAAACCAGCUCUCUCCGGUGGAGAUCGAUGCAGAUCUGUUCAUGUGUGGCCUAAAAAGGAAAUCCAAUAGCUCUGAUUUGCUUACCACUUGUGACCCCAAGGAGCAGUCAGAAAGCACUAUGGAAGCAAUUAAACUAUGUGUUAAAGAAGCAGACUUGAGUUGGGAGUCAGGUCUCCAAUUACCAACAAGCUCAGAGGAGCAAAACAGCAAUGACAUUUCAGGAGAAAAUUCAUCAGAUGAGCAGAGCACUGAACUGUUUUCUCCAUGUCAGAAUAACGGCUUAUCAGACAAACAGGACCUGUCCACCAUUAGUAUCACAAUGAGUUGGAGAGAAAUCACUGAACAUAACAAGCUUCUUUGCCAGAAUCAUUCAUUGGAGUCCAGUACUGAAAGCAGCUCAUCAACAAUUGAUCGAUCUGGGGAUAUAGUGGAAUACAUAAUCAAGGAAUUGCAAGGAAUUAGUCGCAUACAGGCAGAGAUUGCAGAGUUACGGCAGCACCUUAGCUUAAUAAAGGGUUCAGUGGAUGAGGUGUCAAUUUGUGUUGACUCUGUCCUUAAUGAGAUUGAAGGUUUGCAGGUUGGGUAUGAACCAUCAGCCAAAAGCUUAAUGGGUUCUUCAAAUAUGGCAUCUUUUAAGGAUUCUCAGACUGAAGAGACUGUUUUAUGCUUCUAUGGCAUUUCUGAGCAGGAGAAUGAAAAUACAUUGGAAGUCAUUCAUUGUUUCUUAUCCGAUCAUCAUUGUUUUAAUGGCAUUCAAAGCCAAGAAUACAUAAAAGAUGCCUACAGGUUGGGACCUACUGCAAGUACCUUGUUAGGACCCAGGCCCACAGUGGUUACUCUUUUUCACCCUUACCACAGAGACUUUAUUUUAAAAAAGUCUGUGUGCUUUCAAAGUUCUGGUGUACGCAUUGUUCCUUUUGACAAUGAUCACACACAAAAUCGACAUAGAGCAAAUUCUCUCUCUGUGCUUCAGCAUGGCUUAAGGGAAAAUCGUUGGAGCUCUUUAAGCCUAGACAAGGAAAUCGUAAAAACUGAUGAUUCUGGUGGUGAACGUAAAAAGGAAUCAUUCCGUAUCCGGUAUCAGAAUACAACUGAGGCUCCAUGUUUAGGAGAGGAGUUUCUUUUUGCACAAAAAUGCACUUUGGCUAAAACAUGUAGCUUAACCACAGAACUUGAAGCAUCUGGAGGGGAAAUAAAUCAGGUUAAAGAAAAUUGUGAGCAGUCAAUGGAGAAAAGCGUGAGUCAUCUUUGUAUUCGUCUUGACUCUCAAGAAUCUCAAAAAAACCUACAUUUUACCAAUCAACCUUCAUCUGGUGAGAAAACAACUUGUAAGUGCUCAAGACUGUUAACCCGCACCAACCACCUGAAUGCCUCUUCAGAGUCAGCUUCUGAAGCAGAGAUUGCAAUAAAGAGGUGCUGCUCCAUUAUUGAUGAGCAUGAUGUGGGAUGCAAAGUAGAUAGUGAUCUCAUUUCCUGCGAUUCUAGGGUACAGUUCCGCAGUACAGAAAAAAUAAAUGUAAUUAUAAAAGAUCCUUCAGGAAGCUUUACGUCAGUGAGCUUUGAUGACACAGUAGAUAAACGUGCCGAUGGGACUGUAGCAGAAACCUUAAAGGAGGUGGUCCAUAUAGACCUAGAUGGCCAAGAUAAAACCAGUCAUGUUUUUAGAGAUUUCUUGGAUCAGCCAGAUGAGAAUAUUGACAUAGUAGACAUUAAGUUUUAUGCUAAUAAAUUAGGUAAAGCACUAAAUCAUUUCAGGUCUGCUUUGAAGGUGGUUUUUCACAAGCUAGAAAGUCCAGAAGCCUUUAUGGAGACCAAGGAAAGUGGUUUUCCAGCUCAUGAGUAUGACAGCAUACAUAGACUUAACAGCGUUGGUAGUGGCCACUUUAAUGACAGCAUACCUACACAUUCAAGUCGGAGUAACAGCUAUAGCUCAAGCUCAAAUCUAAAAGAAGAUGCAUAUUUUGUACUCAACGGAGUCCCCUCUUUGCCUCACGAGUCCUCUAUUCCAUCUUUGAUCCUGUCACCAGAUGUAAACAUUAAUUCUAUGCAACCCCUGACAGCCUGCGAGCAGAACCUUGACUGCCCUGAGCAAACAGACGGCAUAAAGGAAGGAAAACAUUUGAGACUUGAUCAAGUAUGUGUGGAGACGAUAUACCUGAAUAAGUGCAUCAACAACUUCAAAAAUGUACUAAAAGAGAAAAAGAAAAUGCAGAGAAAGCUUUUGAAGGACAUUGUUCAGGAAACCUUUUGGAUUUCUGCUGAAGAAAUGAGUUCAGAGGGAAGUAGAGCAGAAUACCAGACUCAAGAUGACGGGGAUCCAUCUAAACCUCCAUGGUUUAAAGGAGGGCCCGGUGGAGGAUUGUACGGCAUCGACAGUAUGCCUGAUCUUCGCAAGAAAAAGCCUAUUCCAUUGGUUAGCGAUCUGUCACUGGUCCAAUCUCGGAAAGCUGGCAUCACCUCUGCAAUGGCUACUCGAACUUCUCUCAAGGACGAAGACUUGAAAUCGCAUGUUUAUAAGAAAACCCUACAAGCCUUAAUCUAUCCAAUCUCCUGUACAACUCCUCACAACUUCGAGGUGUGGACUGCUACGACACCUACCUAUUGCUAUGAGUGUGAGGGGCUGCUAUGGGGCAUAGCUCGGCAGGGGAUGCGCUGUACGGAGUGUGGUGUCAAGUGCCAUGAAAAAUGCCAAGACUUGCUGAAUGCAGACUGUUUGCAGAGGGCAGCAGAGAAAAGCUCAAAACAUGGAGCCGAGGACCGGACCCAAAACAUUAUCAUGGCCAUGAAGGACCGCAUGAAAAUCAGGGAGAGGAACAAGCCAGAAAUCUUUGAGGUGAUCAGAGAUGUCUUCAGUGUGGGCAAAGUGGCACAUGCUCAGCAGAUGAAAACUGUGAAGCAGAGUGUUCUGGAUGGUACAUCAAAAUGGUCUGCCAAGAUUACAAUCACUGUGCUGUGUGCCCAGGGACUACAGGCCAAAGACAAGACAGGAUCCAGUGAUCCAUAUGUCACCGUGCAAGUGGGAAAGACAAAGAAAAGGACAAAGACCAUAUAUGGCAACUUGAACCCAGUGUGGGAAGAGAAAUUUCACUUUGAGUGCCAUAACUCCUCCGAUCGGAUAAAGGUACGGGUCUGGGAUGAAGACGAUGACAUCAAGUCACGAGUGAAACAGCGGCUAAAGCGAGAAUCUGAUGAUUUCCUUGGACAAACUAUAAUUGAAGUUCGUACUCUGAGUGGCGAGAUGGAUGUCUGGUACAACCUAGAGAAGCGGACGGAUAAAUCUGCUGUGUCUGGGGCUAUCCGCUUGCAAAUUAAUGUAGAGAUUAAAGGUGAAGAGAAGGUGGCACCAUAUCACAUUCAGUAUACUUGUCUUCACGAGAACCUCUUCCAUCAUCUCACAGACAUUCAAGGAAAUGGUGUGGUAAGAAUACCUGAAGCUAAAGGGGACGACGCAUGGAAAGUUUACUUUGAUGAAACCGCCCAGGAAAUAGUGGAUGAGUUUGCAAUGCGUUAUGGGAUAGAGUCUAUUUACCAAGCCAUGACACAUUUUGCUUGCCUGUCAUCAAAAUACAUGUGCCCCGGUGUACCUGCAGUCAUGAGCACUUUACUGGCUAAUAUUAAUGCCUACUACGCACAUACCACGGCAUCCACCAACGUGUCUGCAUCUGACCGCUUUGCUGCCUCAAACUUUGGGAAAGAACGAUUUGUAAAACUCUUGGACCAGCUGCACAAUUCCCUGCGCAUUGAUCUCUCCAUGUAUCGGAACAAUUUUCCUGCCAGUAGCCCUGAUCGGUUGCAGGACCUGAAGUCCACAGUGGAUCUACUGACGAGCAUAACAUUCUUCCGGAUGAAGGUCCAGGAGCUACAGAGCCCGCCUCGUGCCAGCCAAGUUGUAAGGGAUUGCGUGAAAGCAUGUCUAAAUUCCACAUAUGAAUACAUCUUCAACAACUGCCAUGAACUGUACAGUCGCGAGUACCAAACUGAUCCGAACAAGAAGCAAGACUUGCCACCUGAAGAACAAGGUCCAUGUAUAAAGAAUCUGGAUUUCUGGCCCAAGCUCAUAACUCUGAUUGUAUCCAUCAUAGAGGAAGAUAAGAAUGCUUACACCCCUGUGCUUAACCAAUUUCCCCAGGAGCUAAGCGUGGGGAAGGUCAGCGCAGAAGUCAUGUGGAAUCUGUUCUCUCAGGAUAUGAAAUAUGCCAUGGAAGAACAUGAGAAGCACCGUCUCUGUAAAAGUGCAGACUACAUGAACUUACAUUUCAAAGUGAAGUGGCUGUAUAACGAGUACGUCCAAGACUUGCCAGCCAUGAAGGAAAAAGUGCCUGAAUAUCCAGCGUGGUUUGAGCAGUUUGUGAUGCAGUGGCUGGAUGAAAAUGAGGAGGUAUCGCUGGAAUUCCUGCAUGGAGCACUGGAACGAGAUAAAAAAGACGGGUUUCAGCAGACCUCAGAGCAUGCGCUGUUCUCCUGCUCCGUGGUGGAUGUUUUCACACAGCUUAACCAAAGUUUUGAGAUCAUUAAGAAGUUGGAGUGCCCAGAUCCAGUCAUUGUGGCUCACUAUAUGAGGAGAUUUGCCAAGACCAUCAGUAAAGUGUUGUUACAAUACUCUGAGAUCCUGUCCAAGACCUUCCAGUCCUAUUGCUUCAAAGAGAAAUUGCCGUGCAUCCUAAUGAACAAUGUCCAGCAACUUCGAGUCCAACUGGAGAAGAUGUUUGAAGCUAUGGGUGGGAAAGAUCUGGACCCCGAGGCCAGUGACACUUUAAAGGAGCUCCAAGUCAAACUGAACAACGUUCUGGAUGAGCUGAGCACAGUGUUUGGAAACAGCUUCCAGUUCCGCAUCGACGAAUGCAUCAAACAAAUGUCUGAGAUCCUUGCCCAUGUAAAAGGGACAGGGAAUGUGUCAGCCAAUGCCAGGAAUACUGUGGCACAAGAUGCAGACAAUGUCUUGCGGCCGCUCAUGGAUUUUCUGGAUGGAAACCUCACACUGUUUGCCACGGUGUGUGAGAAAACUGUGCUGAAACGUGUCCUGAAGGAGCUCUGGAGAGUGGUAAUGAACACCAUGGAGAAGAUGAUUGUCCUCCCUCCGCUUACAGAUCAGUCGGGGACGCAGUUAAUUUUCACAGCAGCAAAGGAGCUGGGACAAUUAUCUAAGCUGAAGGAUCACAUGGUGAGGGAGGAAACGCGAAGUUUAACGCCGAAGCAGUGCGCGGUGAUGGAUCUAGCACUUGAUACCAUAAAGCAAUAUUUUCACGCUGGUGGCAGCGGUCUGAAGAAGGCCUUCCUGGAAAAAAGCCCAGAACUCCAGUCCCUGCGCUAUGCUCUGUCUCUUUACACACAGACCACGGAUACACUCAUCAAAACAUUUGUGCAAACACAGACUGCACAGGUGUAUGAUGGGAAGGGUAUUAGGUAUACGGCUAAUGAGGACAUUCAUCCUGAGAAGGGCUCUGGAGUGGAGGAUCCAGUGGGGGAAGUAUCCAUACAGAUUGACCUGUUCACACAUCCAGGAACGGGCGAGCAGAAGGUCACUGUAAAAGUGGUGGCUGCAAAUGAUUUAAAGUGGCAAACAACUGGGAUGUUCCGGCCUUUUGUGGAGGUUACUAUCAUUGGACCUCACCUGAGUGACAAGAAGAGAAAGUUUACUACCAAGUCUAAGAGUAACAACUGGGCCCCAAAGUACAAUGAGACAUUCCACUUUAUUUUGGGAAAUGAGGACGGCCCGGAGUGCUACGAGCUGCAGGUCUGUGUAAAAGAUUACUGCUUUGCCCGGGAGGACCAUGUGUUGGGAAUAGCCGUGAUCCAGCUCCGUGACAUCGCAGAUAAAGGCAGCUGUGCUUGUUGGUGUCCUCUGGGACGGCGCAUCCACAUGGACGACACAGGCCUGACUGUGUUACGGAUCCUUUCCCAAAGGACAAAUGAUGAGGUUGCUCGGGAAUUUGUUAAACUCAAAUCAGAGACCCGCUCAACGGAGGAAGGAAGCUGAAUGCUAGGCACUCCGUAAUUAGUCCCCUCAUUAAGGCAUGAAGCCACGUGCCAAUUUAAAGAGAUGUCAUAUGGGGCUUUAAAUGCCCAAUAAGGUGAAUUGGAAACCUGAAUUAUUUAUUUCAGAUUUUAAAGACGUGUGUACCAUUGUAUUAAAGCAAAGGAUUUUCAACUUGUAAAUACCUUAUUUAUAAGGGAGAUGGUUCUGCACUGGAGAUAGCUCCCACGGUUUGGGACACUGUGAAUCUGUCCAUAAAAGGACUGUUUCUUGGGAUGACUCUGGGAGACCAUCCUGCUCUCUUUCCUGGAUCUUGUUUUGUGCUAUAUUGUGAAAUGAGCUGUCACCUACUGGAUAUUGUGAUAUUUAUGUGACUGUUAGGAAAAUAAACCAGAACUGUUCCAGCUGAGGUACACAAUCAGGGACAGCAGCCACGAAGAAGACAAGGAGUCCACGGCAGAUACAGGCAGCUCAUUUACUGUGCAGACUGUGACACUACUCUCACACUUAACCUCUUCAGCUACAGAAUGGUGUGCUACGCCUCUCUUUGCAUUCUGCAGCUUUAAACUGUUAAACAUGGAUGGACAGCAUACAGCCCCUAGUUGAAGGCCUACAGCUCCCAUUGAUGCUUCAUUAGGAUGUCAGGGGAGUUGUGGUUCCACAGCUGGAAGGCUGCAUUUUGACCACCCUCUUUUAGACCUUAAAAAGCACAAUAUGUAACUUAUUAAAUAUAUAAACUCUCCAUUAUAAUGUUUAAUGGUAAUAAGUCUUUUAAUAGGUGAUUUGUCGUUUUAACAAGAGAUCGCAUCAUAAUCGCUUUUGCAGCAUGGGACUUGCAGAUAUAUCACAAAACGAACUCUGUUAUUGUUGCUGCAUUGUAAAAUUGCACAAAGAACAUUUUCCCUGCAUGCUAAUCGCCUCAGACUGAGAGAAUGAUACGGCAAGCAGCGUUCGUUAAUACGCUAACCGUACAAAACCAUCACCUUCUGGUUUUUAGAAAGAAAGGAUAACAGGUGACAGAAAUAACCACAGGUAACCCAGUCCAAGGUGUAAAACUGCACAUAUUAGUUACUAAUGCCAGUAUAAACGAAAAGGAGGGUGUAUCCGCUCCAUGUGCCAUAACGUGCGCAAAUGUUGCUUUCUGUGUGAGUUGUUUAGUGCUGUCUAAUCCAUUUGUGUUACUGGAGAACUUUCACCACUGGAAAGAUAUAUAUUUUAAUUUUUGCACUACAGAGGGCUUAUUUCUGCACUUAUAUUGCAGUCAGAAUCCCAGCGAAUGACUAGAACAAUUUUGUUUGUAUGAUUAACUCUGAGCCAAUUAAUAACUCCACCUCUCCUCGCCUCGACAUUGUAUGUAAUCCUCAACAGUGCCACUGGUCUCCCCGUCCCCCUUGAACUGUCCUAGAACUUGUCACCUUAAUGUGAGACCUGUAUGGGUCACUGUAACCCUCUCUUUUGGUAAUGAUAUUUAACAACGAUGGCCUAGGCAGCCCAGAUGUUUUUGAACUGCAUUUCAAGUCUGCCUUUAUGCAGAUGAGAAUUGAGGGAAAUGUUCACAAACAUCUAAGAUGCCACGACUAUUCAUCACUUACACGAAACCUGUCUGAAUGUCCAUGCUGGCAUCCUGUGGAUGGUAAUCUGACAUCUUUACCUCCAUGAUUGACCCCUAUUCUGGGUGUCCGACAGUCGUGCCCUAGGGUAGGAUUUGAAUGAUCACUCAUAAAAGACAAAUGUACAAUAUAUAUGAGAAAAUAAUUUAUCUUUUAGAUUUUUAUGGUAUGUGCCAUUGGUUAACCCUUAAUAAACUUUAAACCGUC
This is a messenger RNA of Pelobates fuscus (common spadefoot toad), 8529 nucleotides long. RefSeq names its product unc-13 homolog B (gene UNC13B). The coding region runs from base 557 to 6715 and encodes 2052 amino acids. The record is from RefSeq and is a predicted model, not a curated record. The transcript is spliced from 33 exons. Lineage: Eukaryota; Metazoa; Chordata; Amphibia; Anura; Pelobatidae. Gene Ontology annotation, biological process: neuromuscular junction development; presynaptic dense core vesicle exocytosis; dense core granule priming. Gene Ontology annotation, molecular function: syntaxin-1 binding; phospholipid binding; diacylglycerol binding. Gene Ontology annotation, cellular component: presynaptic active zone cytoplasmic component; terminal bouton; synaptic vesicle membrane.